AUGGACCGGAAAUUUAGAAGCUAUUCAAGUCAAGAAGAUGGUGAUAGCAAAAAGAAAUUUUAUAUUGCAAUAAGCGACGACGGACGGGAGGUCGUCAAAUUUAAUACAGUCACCCAAACUCUAGAAACCUUUAAAGUCUCUUAUUCUCGACGUAUCGGAAGGCCUCAAUUCGAACCAACAGGCUUCAGUUACAAUGUCAAAAGUGAUUAUAUAUCUACUGCUGAACGUCUAGCACGAUGGAGUAUUGCUAUAUCUAAUGCAAUAAAUGAAGAUGGACUCACUAUAGUUGCACUAUCUUUCUAUGUUACGGAUAAACAGACUGAUAAGAAUGAGCAAGAAAAAUUUCUACUUAAAGAGGAUGGAGGUGAAGAUAGUGAGAGGAAUUCGCCAGAUUAUUCUUCUACUCGUGUGUUUAUUAUAGGUGAUUCAAAGAAUACUGUUGAACAGAAAACGAGCUCCACAAAAAAUGCAAGACGAAUAGCAACUUCAGUAGACUAUGUAGCCGGAAUUGUCAAUUUUACUCCGCUUCCCAAUUCUAAGUAUAAGUGGCUGCUUACAGUGUUGAACGAAGAAGGAUUAUUUCAGCACAAGAUCAAUCCAAAUAAGACUGGGGCAAAAGAUACGGUUCACGCAUACGAUUUAAAGGACGGAAAACACAUCUUAGAAUUCUCUAAUCACAAGAACCCGAGUCUGGUUGGACUUGAAACACCGAUAUACGCAAUAUCAAAUAAUCGUGCCUUAUUAGCGGCUUGUCUUGAUAAUACAUCGGUUGCCAUAUAUCUGCUGGAGAAUAGUUUGGAAUGUGGAAAAAAGCACCUAAUGGAAACUCAGAGAGUAACGCUGAUAGAAUUCAUUAAUGAUGACGAAUGGCUGUUAAUUUUGAAAGAAGAUAGAGAUACACAUGACGUGGAGGCCACUAUAUGGGAACUGUUUACAUGCAGACCUGUCAGGAAUGUAAAAAUUAACGAGCUAAAUAACUUUUUCCAAAACCCCUCUAAUAUUCUUUAUUCUACCGCUUGUGCUGGUAAUACGCCAAUAUAUGUUUCUGACGACGGAGAAUUAAGAUCAUUUCUUGAACAUAUAAUUCUUGAUUCAGAGGAAGAGUCAUUAGACACUAGUAAUGAAAUAGAAUUAGAAUGUCCAAAAGUGUACGAAUUGGAGGAAAGUACAAAAUCGCUGAAAAAGUCGUCAGGGCGAUUGAUUGUGGAUAAAAUGUGGCCAUGGAAAUCUGGUGAUGACAUAAUUGGUGUAUGGUUAGAUAAAGACAAGAGAAAACAAUUUAUUAUUGAAAAGACGUGUGUACAACUAUGGAAAAAAAUCAAGAAUGGUAAACCUCGAUUACUGUACAUGUACGUAAAACCCAAAAAGGGUACCGAGAAAUUCACUUCAAGUGACACAGAGGAAGCUGUUUUGGAUGACAUGAAAGAAAGAAUAUCUGUUCUAGAUGAUACGAAAGAAGGAAUAUCUGUUCUAGAUGAUAUUAAAGAAGAGACGACUAAUUUAGACAAAAAGGAGUAUGAGAAUCUUACUUCAGGUUAUAGCGCUAACAAGCCCAGAAUCGCUAUCGAUGGUGAGAAAUUCCGUUUCAGAAAGACAGCUGACGAGAAUUCUGAAUAUAAUCUGGAGAUUCGAUGGCCGCUCGAUCCUUGUAAAGUAGUUAUCGAUGCAUGUCAGGCACUAUAUGAAUAUGUAGAUAAAGAUUCCAAGCAAAAAGAAGGCAACUACAUUAAAUAUUAUGAGCUGAAACAUCAACUCACUGAUAUUGUUCGAAGAUUCAUUAGAAAACAUCCUAAUGAAUGGCGUCUACUCGAAGUGCGUUAUGAGUUGAUGCAAUGCUUACUUUGUGGAGGAUGUUCUCGUCUGAUAAAGGAGCUUGUCGCAGUAAGUGAUGUUACGGAAGGUGAACACAGCGUUGAUGAAGGAAAUAAAUAUAUGCGAAACUGGCAAAUACCACUCCACUUUCCACGAGAGUAUACAUGGGAAACUGAUGAAGACGGAAAUCCAACGAAGAAAAAGAGCGACUUGAUCAUAACUAUCGAAGAGAAGGCUAAGCUGACUGACAACUUCCUCACCUAUUACGCCCACUUUUCCAACGAACAUUUUGGUUGGAUAUGCACAGUAAGAAAAGCCUUACAUUGCCUAAUUGGGAAAGAGCAUUUAGAUAUUCCUAAAAACAGAUUUUUCGCUCAUCCAUCAUUUAUGGGAAUACCUACAUCCCAACAUGAGAUUCCUUUAAGAACGUACUCAAAUAUCUUUGGUUCGUUACCAAAAUUAACGGACAACUUGAAAUUGCUAAGAGUGGAAAAAGUAGUCGAGAAUAUGAGACAUGUCCAGUUGAAGACGGACAUGAAAACGAUACGUUACAUGAUAAGUUCUCGAAAUCUUUUUUACUUUAUUGUCAUUCCGUCAUACGUGUGGGAAUUCGCUUUACAUAUUUGGCAUAUUGUAUACAGAACGAGGGAUCCGGAGAAGAGCCCUGAAACAUACGUAAAAGUUUUGCGUCGUGUUCCGAUGCCAUGCGAUGAGAAUGUCGCCAAGUUACUUCAGCAGUUUGUCAAUGACGAGUAUAGCGAAAUUAUCUUUGAUAACCCAGCUAUCGCCGGACUUAUUAAUUCGACAUGGGCAGUGGCCUCUUUUUAUUAUCAAGCAUACAUGCUCCUUCAUAUAUAUUUUUUACUAGCAUUCGGCACAUUUGUUUUCUAUUUUAACGACACGGAUAAGCAAAGGGCAAUAGCAUAUAUAACGGGCGCAUUGGGAAUUUGUCUUGUGAUUCUUGAAUUGCUUACGAUACCAUGGCUUACUUCAACUCAAGAAGACUACAUUGGGAGUACAAUAUUACACAUCCUCACUGCUGCUGCCACGUUUAUGCUAUGGCUGAAAUUGCUGAUGCUUUUGAAACCAUAUGAAGGUGUUGGUACUUAUGUAUACAUCAUCAUUAGCAUAUUCGAGCAUAUUUCCUUGUUCUUUGUAUCAUUGUUUCUCCUUGUGUUUGCAAUUGGACACACCAUGUAUGUGUUUUUGCAUGAUCCAUCGGAUGUUAACCUAACACCAGAUUCUCUUUCAUUCGGUGUAAAUCUGACAACUCCCAAUGGCCCCGUCGAGACAAAUUACACUGUGUACCAGAUAUUAGAUGAAAAGACUGUCUCGGACAAUAACUUUGCAAACCUCUGGAAUUCGGUGAUUUCAACUUAUGGCUGGACUAAUGGAAGAUGGGAUGGUCUGGAUUGGAACUCUUAUGCACUUAAAUUAUUCGUUAUAGUUUCAAGUUUGCUUCUAGUUAUUGUUCUGUUGAAUAUCCUUAUUGCUAUCAUUGGAGAUGUAUAUGUCGCUGCUAAGAUAACUGGUAGGCGAGCAAUCGUAAGGUCGCGCGCAAUAUUUUUGGUAUACUAUUGUAGAUGGAUUCUCAAUGCUAUAAGAGAAAGCAAUUCACAAUAUAUAUAUGUCUUUGGUAACCACGUUCAAUUCGAAAAUUGGGGUGAAGAGAAAAAGAAGUUCCGAAAUCUGACUGAUCCACUGGCGGGAAGGGCGGCAAAAAGCGAUAAGAAGAUAAAUUUGGAGGCAUUAAUUCGUAAGAUCGGGAAGGAAAUCAAACUGUUUACGUACAGGAGAGCAUCAUGA
Messenger RNA from Paraglomus occultum, 3618 nucleotides. The record is from the annotation of a GenBank genome assembly. Lineage: Eukaryota; Fungi; Glomeromycota; Glomeromycetes; Paraglomerales; Paraglomeraceae.